AUGUCCCAAACCAGUUUAAAUGGACAUCAUGUACAGGAAGUUUUACCGAAAGGCUACAAAGUAGAAGAGAUCGAAAUACCAGUGCCGUGGGGGCACGUUGCUGGCAGGUGGUGGGGCCCUAGAGACAAACAGCCGAUUAUCGCCAUCCACGGCUGGCAAGACAACGCCGGUACAUGGGACAACCUCAUCCCCCUACUGCCUGUUAAUACUGCAGUACUGUGCAUAGACCUUCCAGGACAUGGUCUUUCAACACAUUACCCUCCUGGUAUGUUAUACUACAUUUUCUGGGAUUACAUUGUCCUAGUAAGAAGAAUAGUAAAACACUUCAAAUGGAGUAAUGUUACUCUAAUGGGACAUUCCCUUGGAGGAGCUAUUAGUUUCAUGUACGCGGCGUCAUUCCCUGACGAAACUGAAAAAAUUAUUUGCGUCGACAUAGCCAGUCCGGCGGUUAGAGAACCAUCUGUUAUGGUCAAAAGUACUGGGUUCAGUAUCGAUAAAAUGCUAGAAUACGAGCAUCUGCCAGAAAAUAAAAUUCCCUGUUAUGGAUACGACGAAAUGAUUGAUAUAGUCUGUGACGCGUAUAAAGGUUCUAUUUCAAGGGAAAAUUGUAAGAUAUUAAUGAAGAGAGGAAUGACUCCGACUCCGGCACAUACAAAGAAACAAGGAUACUUGUUCAAAAGAGACCUUAAAUUGAAGGUGUCCGGGUUGGCAAUGAUGUCAAUAGAGACGGCUUUAGAGUACGCUAGUAAAGUUAAGUGCAAAGUAUUGAAUAUCAGGGCAUUGCCAGGACAAAGGUGGGAGAAAUUAGAUUAUUAUCUGAGCGUUAUAGAGAAACUGAAGGAGACUGCUGAAGUUCAAUAUGUGGAGGUGGAAGGCACACAUCACGUACAAUUAGAAGCUCCUCAGAAUAUAGCCAGUAUUAUAGAAGAAUUCUUAGAAGAAUAUUAA
Molecule: messenger RNA, 948 nt
Organism: Arctia plantaginis
Lineage: Eukaryota; Metazoa; Arthropoda; Insecta; Lepidoptera; Erebidae
Source: the annotation of a GenBank genome assembly